UCUGAACAAGUCAUAAUAUAUAGUUAAAUUUUAUUAAUUUGGAUUUUUUUGAGAAAAAUUAGUUUAUAGUCAUUCUGCACCUGCUGGCAUUACAGCAAAGUCACAACUUAUACUUAUACCCUUAUCGUUAUAUCCUCAGAAUUUUAUAAGUUCAUAAAACAAAAACGAACUUAAUCCAACCAAAGUUUUAAAGGGGUGUAAAUUUUACAGAAUUCAUUGAACUGUGCCUUAAAAUUUUAGGGAAACCGAGUGCACGUUGAGUAUAACCCCUCCUUGAUAAUUUAUCAAAUUCUAACACAUUUUAAAUAUUUUAAUAUUUUACAAAGUUUUCUGUUUUGGUAUAAUGGAAAUUCCAAAAUGACAAGUCCAAGCGCUAACAAUUCAGAAAAGGCCGACAAAUUAUUGUCAUAUUUGGCAAAGAAAGUAGAAGAGAACAAGCCAGCGAACGUCGUUCACUUCAUUGUUGACGUUCUCUGCACAUAUUAUCCUACACAUUCUCCUUAUUUUGCAAAGAUAUGGCACUAUGAUAAGGAGCUGGAUGUUGAAAAACAGAAUGUGCGCGAGUUUUUCAAGCAUAACAAUUCAACUUCUACCAUAGCACAGCAUUUCAUCAACGCCGGUUUUGAUUGCCUCGAUUCUUUAACUUUUUUAACCACUGACAUUUUGGAGGAGAUUCAAGGGUAUAAUAACGUUCAGUGGCUUCCCGGGCACAAGGUCAGAGUUAAUCAAAUAUUUCAAAAUAUAAACAAGUUGGUAAAGGAAUUCAAGGACCUUAUGAAGACUCAGAAGAGAACAAAACUCCACUUUAUAGCAGGAGUGGGUCAAGAAAAAACAACUUCACACUAUGACUACACUGGCCCAGUUAGAGGUGGAAAUGCCACAGUAGGAUUCUAUCAACACAAGCCGAAUCUUAACCAACUGUUACCAAGUGAUGACACAAUGUACAAAACACAAACUAAGUUAAGGAAUUUGUAUAACUUGGACCACAUUGCAAGUUUGUCAGCAGAAGCAGCCACAACAAAAGCAGUAGAUGCCCUGAACAAUGAAAUUUAUGGCGAAGCAUGUAAAAACUCACACUACACUGUAAAGAAUAGAGAAGAUUGA
Theileria parva strain Muguga is the source of this 1104-nucleotide messenger RNA. RefSeq lists its product as uncharacterized. NCBI's taxonomy places the organism in Eukaryota, Apicomplexa, Aconoidasida, Piroplasmida, Theileriidae. The record is from RefSeq and is a predicted model, not a curated record. Bases 358 to 1104 code for a protein of 248 amino acids. The transcript has 6 exons.